GCUGUGACCUCCCUUCUCCCUUUCCUGGCAGUCUUCCUCAGAGUCCGCGGCGAGGCUUCCCGGACGAGCCACACGCCGGUCCGCCUGGUUUACCCGAUAAUUUUGGAAACUGAUACCUAGGAAAUGGCUGGACGUCACAUGACCAUCCAAAGAAGAGCAUAGGUUCUACAGGGACACUCUGUUUUGAAAUAACUCACUGCCACAAUGUCGGCAUUCCCUGCGUGUGGUAGGAACGAUAGCGAUGUCCUCGGCAGUCCUCCCCUCCCCAGGAGUUCCACGCCGAGGGUCCCCGCCCAGAGCAGCCGACUACAGCCGCAUCUGAAGUCGGAUGUGUCAGAAUGUGAAAAUGAUGAUUCGUUAUUGAGAUCUGCGAGUAAAAUCAGAGACAUCAAUAGUACUUACGUUAUCUCUGCCUGUAAGAAAACAGGAGAUAGGCCCCUAAGCCCUAAGCCUGCAGGGAGAUUGACACUUCAGAGAAGAGUCACAAAGAACAAAGAAGCAUCUUUGCUUUGUAGUGAGUUGGGAGACUCCACUGAGAAAACAGCAGAAACACGUCUUACAUUACAACGUCGCGCUAAAGCAGAGUCUGUGGGAAAGUGGAAAACAACACAGAACGUGGGGGGUGAAACAGGAAAUAAUUGUGCUCCACGGGAACCUUGUACAAAUGUAAAGAUUGUAAAUAAUUAUAAGAUCUCCUCUGUUGCAUCUUCUGUACCUUUAGCUGAAGACCCAAAAGAUGUUGAAAUGACGGCUGAUGAAAAAUGCAAAGAAACGUUUUCUACCCUCAGUGGGGCAAAUGAAAAUGCUGCCCUUAAGUACUUAAGUAACAGAGCACCCACUGGUUCCCAGAGUCAGGUUGUCAUUAGAUCUGGACACUCAGCUGCCAAACCUCUUCAGAGCAAGUCGGACAGCAAAGUGUCAGGAACGGGAAACUUACACCAUAGGAGUACUGGGAAGGAUAUUGCAAAAACUCCAAAUAAAUUUGAAAGCUUAGAAAAAAGAACACCUACGAAAUGUAUUACAGAACACAGAUUGACACCGAAGGGCGGUGUGUUUCAGCUUAAGAGCCCAGCCGAGUCCAUGCUGAAACAUCGGAUGCCGAGCCUUCAAGUUAAACACAAGCCGAAAAAUUCUCUUCUUGCAAACAAAAAGGAGGGGUCCCAAGAAAAUACACUCCCUCCUGAAGGAGAAACUGCAGUUCAGAACGCCGCUCCAGAGACAGACCCCUUGAAAGUAGAGAACAGUCAAGUGACAGUGGCGGUCCGUGUCAGGCCCUUCAGCCAGAGAGAGAAGAUGGACAAAGCAUCCCAGGUGGUCUUCUUGAACGGGGACGAGAUAGCCGUGGAGCACCCCGACAUGAAACAAGUGUACACUUUUAGUUACGAUGUUUCGUUCUGGUCUUUUGACGACCGUCAUCCUGACUACGCCAGCCAGACGGCUGUCUAUGAGGCCCUGGCCGCCCCGCUCCUGCAGCGGGCCCUGCAAGGCUACAAUACGUGUCUCUUCGCCUACGGUCAGACCGGCUCUGGGAAGUCCUACACGAUGAUGGGACUUAGUGAAGAACCAGGAAUAAUUCCAAGAUUUUGUGAAGAUCUUUUUGCUCAAGUAACCAAAAAGCAAACCCAAGAGAUCAGCUAUCACCUGGAGAUGAGCUUCUUUGAAGUGUAUAAUGAAAAAAUUCAUGACCUGCUGGUUUGUAAAGGUGAAAAUGGGCAGAGAAAGCAACCACUGAGAGUGAGGGAGCAUCCUGUCUCUGGACCGUACGUCGAGGCCCUGUCGCUGAAUGUUGUCAGUUCUUACUCUGAUAUCCAGAGUUGGCUGGAGUUGGGGUGCAAACAGAGGGCCAGCGCCGCCACUGGCAUGAACGACAAAAGCUCCCGCUCCCACUCGGUGUUGACCCUGCUGAUGACCCGGACCAAGACGGAAUCUGUGGAAGGGGAGGAGCACGACCACAGGAUCACGAGCCGCAUGAACCUCGUAGACCUGGCCGGCAGCGAGCGCUGCGCUGCGGCUCACACUUGUGGAGAGCGACUGAAGGAAGGCGUGAGCAUUAACAAGUCCUUGUUGACUUUGGGAAAGGUUAUUUCUGCCCUCUCUGAACAAGCAGGCCGGAAGAGCGUCUUUGUUCCUUACCGUGACUCUGUGCUUACCUGGCUGUUGAAAGAAAGUCUGGGUGGAAACUCAAAGACCACAAUGAUCGCCACGGUCAGUCCCGCUGCCAGCAACAUUGAGGAAACGCUGAGCACACUGCGGUACGCCAGCAAAGCCCGCAUGAUCAUCAACGUCGCCAGAGUGAACGAAGAUGUGAAUGCUAGGUUAAUCAGAGAGUUGAAAGCAGAAAUUGAAAAGCUAAAAGCUGCUCAAAGGAACAGUCGGACUAUUGACCCUGAACACUAUAGGCUCUGUCGGCAAGAAAUAACAUCCUUAAGAAUGAAACUGUAUCAACAGGAGAGAGACAUGGCAGAAAUGCAAAGAAUGUGGAGGGAGAAAUUGAAACAAGCUGAAAAAAGAAAACUUCAAGAAACAGAGGAGCUACAGAAAGCAGGAAUCACAUUUCAAAUGGACAACCAUUUGCCAAACCUUGUCAAUCUGAACGAGGAUCCUCAGCUAUCGGAGAUGCUAUUAUAUAUGAUAAAAGAAGGCACAACUACAGUUGGGAAGCAUAAGCCAAACUCCAGCCACGAUAUUCAGUUGUCCGGGGUGCUGAUUGCUGAUGAUCAUUGUACUAUCAAGAGUUUCGAUGGGACGGUGACUAUCGUCCCAGUCGGGGAAGCGAAGACGUAUGUAAACGGAAAGCGUAUUUUGGAGCCCACAGUGUUACAUCAUGGUGAUCGGGUGAUCCUUGGCGGAGACCAUUAUUUUAGGUUGAACCAUCCGGUGGAAGUCCAGAAAGGACCAAGACCAUCCGGCAGAGAUACUCUUACGAGCGAGGGGCCAAAAGACUUUGAAUUUGCAAAAAAUGAGCUGCUCCUGGCACAGAGAGCACAACUCGAGGCAGAAAUAAAAGACGCACGGUUGAAAGCCAAGGAAGAAAUGAUGCAAGGAAUCCAGAUCGCGAAAGAAAUGGCUCAGCAAGAGCUUUCUUCUCAAAAAGCCGCAUAUGAAGGCAAAAUAAGAGCGCUGGAGGCAGAAUUGAAAGAAGAGUCUGAAAGGAAGAAAAUGCAGGAAAUAACUAACCAAAAGGCUCAUCACAAAAUUGAGGAGUUAGAAAAGGCAAAGCAGCUGCUGGAGCAGGAGAUAUGUGUCAACAGGAAGCGGUUAGAGAUGGAGACUCUGGCUACGAAACAGGCCUUAGAAGACCACAGCAUCCGCCAUGCAAGAAUUCUGGAAGCUUUAGAAACGGAGAAGCAAAAAAUUGCUAAAGAAGUACAGAUUCUACAACAAAGUCAGACUAAUAGGGAUAAAACUUUUACAAUUCAGCUGAACUGGCGCUCCAUGAAACUCUCGAUGCUGAUUCAGGAGGCCAACGCCAUCAGCAGCAAGCUGAACAAGUGUUAUGUGUUUGCCAGACAUGACAUAGCAGAUAAAGGAAGUGGUCCUGACACUUCUGUUCAGGUUCGUAACCUGCGACUGGGGAUCUCCACUUUCUGGAGCCUGGAGAAGUUUGAAUCUAAGCUUGCGGCAAUGAAAGAACUUUACGAGAGUAAUCCUGGUAACAAGAGUGAAGAUGUCUUUUGUGAUCCUGAAGAUGAAUGGGAGCCUGACAUUACAGAUGCGCCAGUUUCUUCGUUUUCUAGAAGGAGGAGCAGGAGUUUGAUGAAGAACAGAAGAAUUUCUGGCUGUUUACAAGACAUACAAGCCCACUCAAUUCAGAACAUGCAUUCUUCACAUUCAUCAGGUUUGCUGGAGAAAUCAAGCACCAUUUACUCGAAUUCAGCAGAAUCGUUUCUUCCUGGAAUCUGCAAAGAAUUGAUUGGUUCAUCAUUAGAUUUUCUUGGACAGAGUUAUAAUGAAGAACAAACGAUGGCAGACAGCCUGAUUAAUAAUUUUCUUAAAAUUGACGACGGGCUACUUGCCAUUUCCAAAGCUCACGAAGAACAAGAUGAAGACAGUCCGUGCAACCUGUUCUCUUCAGAUCGAGCAACCCAGUCCUUCACGAUCCAGGUGGCAGGUGCCUUCGAGCAGCUGGUGGUGCUGACCACACACUGGCUGAGUGACUCUGUGUCUUGCACCAGCACAGCCAGCCUUGGGGAUGAAUUGAGACAAGAAGUUAAAAAUCUUGGAGGCUACUUGCAGUUAUUUUUGCAGGGCUGCUGUUCCGACAUUUCCUCAAUGGUGAAGGAGGCUCGGAAGGAAGUAACCCAGAUUGUACAAGGAGCUGUAAAGUCUGUGGGACAGCUGGCGGCUCUGAAGGGGAGCCAGCUCCGCUUUCUGGAAGGCAGUCUCAGUAAGGCUGCCGGCGUCCGGGAGGAGUUCGUGGACGCUGUUUGCGAGGGUGUGGGCGUGGGAGUGAAGACUCUCCUGGAUUCUGGACUAGAAAAGGCGAGGGAGCUGCGGCAGGAAGUGUUGAUGCAGUGCGCCCAAGAUGAGGCCACGGAGCAGCUGAGCGCCCGUGCCGUGCGGCUGAUUGGGUCUCUUGAAAACAUCUUUGCUGAAUGGAGAACAAAAAGCUUCAGAACUCACGUACAAGAAGAAAGUUCCGGAUACCAAGAUUUGAAGAAGAUGCUUCAUCUUGCCCCGGAAUUCCUGAAGUUAAAGCAGUGCUUGGAGCAAACUGUUGAGAUGGUCAUUUCUGCGCUGAGAGGCUGCCGCGGUGACGUCGGUCUCCUCAGGAGGCGCCUGGAGAGCCUCUGCAGCCUGGCCAGGGGCCUUCGUGACGACUCCCGUCUGUGCGCCGCUUCUGCCGCCGGCCCUGAAAGCAGCGACCCUCAGGCCGACCCCCGGGAACUGGAGUCGCUAGCCAGCUCACUCCUCUUCUCUUUCGAAGCUGGAGAAAGGCCUGACUUGCUGAGACCCUGGGAAGUUUGUCAUCAGAAAACCAGAGCAGGAGGAGCAGGGCCCGCCUCGGGCGGGAGCACAGGCGUGCCGACGCGCGUCUCCGAGCUGCACGGCGCGGCCCCCGCCCGGAGGGUGCAGUGGGUGUGAGUGCUGCGUGCGGGCCCUGUGAGCGCGCGUGUGGCGUGCACGCACUGGGGGAUUCUGCCUGGGCGACGUGGGGCAGACGCUGGAGGAGGAGUCCUGUAAGACGCGCCCCUGCCCUUUGCCUCUGCGCCCGCAGACAGCACUUGCACGCCCGGCGUCCUGAGUGAGCGCGCGUUCCCGGGAGGCAGGGAUGCUGGACCAAGGCGGUCGCUGCAGGGCGCCGCUGCCAAUGCGCCGGGUGCCUUCCAGGAGCUUCACCGCGGGCCACGCCCCAGCUGGCUCGCAUUUCCUGUGGCACUGGAGCCGGGGUGCUCGCUCAGGUUCCCUGUGUGUUUCUGAUCGUCCGCGCCCCGCCGAGUGGAACUUCCGCCGUCAAGUUCUAGAGGUGGAGAGGGUCGUGGAAGGACGCUUCCCGAAGCUCGCACCUCCUCGCAGGGCUUCCUGAGGCUGCAGUGUGAGACUUCUCCUGCUACUGUUCCGUGUUCAAUCUUUUCUUCCUGCUUCCAAACUCAUGGCUUCGUUGGUCAGAAACCUUUUCGUGUCUUUGUAGUUUUGUAUACAUAUAUUUAUAUUCUUAAGUAAAUUGUCAUGCAGUAUUUGAAUGGUGAAAACGUAUUAUUAAAAUUAUGUGCAGUAAUAAACGUUAGAAAGAGAAUACCUUUAAUAAAGCUUGUCA
Equus quagga is the source of this 5758-nucleotide messenger RNA. RefSeq names its product kinesin family member 14 (gene KIF14). Gene Ontology annotation, biological process: microtubule-based movement; regulation of protein localization. The record is from RefSeq and is a predicted model, not a curated record. Gene Ontology annotation, molecular function: ATP binding; cell adhesion molecule binding; microtubule motor activity. The transcript is spliced from 30 exons. Lineage: Eukaryota; Metazoa; Chordata; Mammalia; Perissodactyla; Equidae. Gene Ontology annotation, cellular component: adherens junction. The coding region runs from base 205 to 5085 and encodes 1626 amino acids.